CUUCAAAACAAACUACAGUUUGAUAGUGUCUGCUGAAUGAAUACAUUUUAAAGGAUGUAUCUACUUGAUAUGCAGUUAUGGCCCCCUCUCCUUUUAUUUUAGUUGGAAGUCGGUGUUCGUCGUCAUCUCUCAUGUCACCAAUACAAUGUCGACGAAGGCGAUGAAGAUGACGACGCCUUUGAACUCUAGACACACUCGAUGCCAUUCCAAUUGUUCCCUUCUGUCUUGCAAUUGCUUAUAUCAUCAAAUCUACCACCAUAAGAUAUAAACACGAUGCUUCUUGUCACAAUGUCGACGAGAUAUGUCAAGGAGACAACUUCGUUGGCAACGAUCUAUCCUACCGACUGUUCGCAAUACAGGUAUUAUUUCCUCGGUUUGAUGACUGGGAUAGUGAGGCGCCUGCAAUUAGGCAGAAGACUUCCAGGAGUAACUUCCAGGAGUAACUCCAGAGUAACACCCAAACCAUGCCUCAGCCUGGCUCUUCCCUCUCACGCUCUCAAGACGGAGACGCGACAUCUCUACAUUCAUUUGUAUUUAUGCCAUACGUAAAACCCAUCACAAUCCCAUUGAAAAAAGCAAUCAUGACACAAAUCCUUCUAAUUGUUUGUGCGCGGCGGGAAGCUCGGAAAACCACAUUACUUGGCACUGCGCCUCACAACAAGUUGUAUCCAUCAUCCAUCA
Pseudogymnoascus verrucosus is the source of this 681-nucleotide messenger RNA. RefSeq lists its product as uncharacterized. The transcript is spliced from 2 exons. Lineage: Eukaryota; Fungi; Ascomycota; Leotiomycetes; Thelebolales; Thelebolaceae. Bases 274 to 549 code for a protein of 91 amino acids. The record is from RefSeq and is a predicted model, not a curated record.